AGCACGCAUCUCACUCUACCUCGCAGAGCAAAGAGCAAGAGACCAUGUCUAGCAAGUCGUUGAGCAAGGAGUCGAGCUGGGCAGAGCUUGCGGCAGGAGCUAUGGCCAGUCGGCGACUCGACCGCGAGCGGGCACUGCUCCGGGCGAGGGAAAAGGCCGGCGAGGAGAGCGAGACAGACGCUGCGGUCAUUGGCGAUGCCGCCUUUGGUCAUGAUUCUGCUGCAUCUGCUGAUGAUGCGUCAUGGGAAGCCAUCGAAGGUGCUUUUCUUCUGGUUCGCAUCGCUCUCGAGGCAAAGCUGCCUGGCCACGCAGCGUUGGCCCUCUCGGUCGCCGACCGUGUUCCGUCGGCCCUGGAGCACCUUGAGCCGCGAGUCCGCUUUGCUGUCGCCGAGCUGAUGGAGUUGCUGGCGAGCAUUCUCGGCCUCGAGUUCUUCAACAACAUGCUGCCAUAUCUGACCAACUCGAUUGUGACCAACUUUGAGCGCGAUGAGGCGGCCGAGGCCAAGGAGGAGGCCCAGAAGGCCGAGGCUGUGGUGGAUGCUGAUGCGGCUGCGGCUGCGGGUGCAGCGGCAGCGGCGGGCGGGAUGACCGAGAGCAUGCCGGCCAAGCCCAAGGGCAAGCACGAUACCGAGGGAUGGAAGUCGCUGGAGACGUCGAUGAAGGCGCUGCGGCACAUGCUGGCCGGGCUCGGCGGUGACGCGCGGGAGGUUGUCAACAGCGAGCUCCUUGCGCUGCUGUUCAAGGCGCUGCGACACACGAACCGGUUUGUGCGCGAGAUCGGGUACCAGACCAUCGACGCGUGCCUGCAGGCGUUUGAGGCCGCCGGGCAGGAGGCGAGUCUGGACCAGGCUGUGGCACUCGCGCCGGCGCUUGCCGAGCAGCUCGGGGUGGGCCUCGCCGACAACUGGUCACAGGUUCGGUUCGCGGCGUCGGUGGCGACGCGGACCUUUGCACUCCUCCUCAAGCAGUGGGCGCCAGAGAGCCUCGCGGCGGCGUACCCGAUCCUGCUCCCGCGGAUGUGCCUCAACCGGUACUACGUGGCGCAGGGCGUCAAGAUUUACUCGCUCGAGACGUGGCGGAUGGUGACGGACGGCGAAGGACCGGCGCUUGUGGCGCGGUACAUCGAGCCUGUGGUCGCGUUCUACAUUGCCCAGUCCGAGGCCGACAACCACGCGGUCCGCGAGGCUGCGUGCUACUGCAUCGCCGAGCUGGGGACCAAGAUCGACCGCGACGCCCUGGUGUCGCACGUCCGGCCGCUCCUCGCCGCGCUCAUUGUCUGCUUCCACGACCAGAGCUGGCCCGUCCGAGACACGGCGUGCACGGCGUCGGGCCAGUUUGUGGCUGCCUUUCCGGACGCGGUCGGCGACGAGCUGGAGGAGCUCUGGCACCUCUGGCUCGAGCAUCUGUCGGACAACAUUUGGAGCGUGCGCGAGAACGCAGCGGUGGCGCUCGGAGAGGUGCUGGGCGCGUACGGCGAGCCUGCGCUUGCGCGGCUUGUCGCUCACCUCGACGCCAACAUGGCCGCGGUGGACAAGCAGCCGAGCGAGUCGCAGCUCCACUCAGGCCUCGACAACACGACGACGUUUGGCGUGGCCGCCGCCCGCUCGGCGCGGGCCAACGACCCGCAGCUUCACACCGACCAGGCCAUGUUCUCAUGCGGCUCGCUGGCGCCCAAGCUCAAGCGCGGCGCCGGGUGCAUGGACCAUGGCUUCCGCCGUCCGGCCGAGCCGUGGGAGUCGACCGACGGCUGCGUGUAUCUGGUCCGCGAGGUGGCGAGCCGCGAGCCUGCCGUCGCUGCCCGCUACCUACCGGGACUCGCCCACGCCGCCUCGAUUACCACAUUUACCCACUGGACCUCGCUUGCCGAAACGGUGUGGAAGCAGCUGCCGGCGGUGCUGAAGAGCGUCGGCCCGGCCGCCGCCGUUGACUACCUCCCGGCCUUUGCCGCGCCGCUCAAGACUGUUGUCGAGCUCGGUACCCGCCUCGCCGCCCACACUGCAGCCUACGCCGUCGCCGACCUCAUCGCCGACCUCGGCGCCGACGUCGUCACCCCGAUCCUCGGCUCAGUCGAGGUGACGCCCGACGGGGGCGUUGUCCACAACGACCCGUAG
Messenger RNA from Thecamonas trahens ATCC 50062, 2111 nucleotides. RefSeq lists its product as uncharacterized. The transcript has a single exon. The coding region runs from base 45 to 2111 and encodes 688 amino acids. The record is from RefSeq and is a predicted model, not a curated record. NCBI's taxonomy places the organism in Eukaryota, Apusomonadida, Apusomonadidae.